This is a messenger RNA of Ostrinia furnacalis (Asian corn borer), 1049 nucleotides long. RefSeq names its product Down syndrome critical region protein 3 homolog. The transcript is spliced from 8 exons. Gene Ontology annotation, biological process: intracellular protein transport. The record is from RefSeq and is a predicted model, not a curated record. The coding region runs from base 87 to 1013 and encodes 308 amino acids. Lineage: Eukaryota; Metazoa; Arthropoda; Insecta; Lepidoptera; Crambidae.
CCUCCCUCUCUCACAGCUGAUUGAUUUGUUUUGGUUUGAGACUGGGCUGUUGUUUCUCGUUUUAGUUCUAUAAUAAAUAAAUAAUAAUGUCUACAAAUCUUACGAUUAAUUUAAAAAGAGCCAGUAAAGUGUACUAUGAAGGCGAGAGCAUUGCGGGCGUGGUGGUGGUGGACAGCAGCGGCGACGUGCGGCACGAGGGGCUGGCGCUGCUGGCGGAGGGCUCCGUCGGCCUGCAGCUCAGCACCAAGAGCGUCGGCAUCUUCGAGGCCUUCUCCAACAGCAUUAAGCCAAUCAACCUCAUCAACACUAGCAUAGAGCUUGCACCACCGGGCAAGAUUCCUGUUGGAGUUACAGAAAUCCCAUUUGAAAUGCCACUAAGAGCUAGACAGGCCGUAUCCCCUGGCUACCCUGGGCUACUGGAGACGUACCACGGUGUGUUUGUGAACAUCAUGUACACACUGAAAUGCAGCAUGAAGCGGUCUUUCCUGAACAAACCCUUGGUUGCCAGCUGUCAGUUCUUUGUGCAGUAUAGACCGCAAGAGGCGGCGCCGCAGAAGCCGGUGCGGUGCGAGAUCACGCCGGCCACGGUCCGCGCGGCGGGGGCGGCGGGGGCGGGGAGCGCGCGCGUGGCGCUGCCGCAGUUCCAAAUCUACGCCGAGAUCGACUCCACCGUCUGCGCGCUCGACAAGCCGCUCACCGGCAAGAUCCGCGUGGACGAGUGCGAGGCGGCCAUCAAGUCGGUGGAGCUGCAGCUGGUGCGCGUGGAGACCUGCGGCUGCGCCGAGGGAUACUCCCGCGACGCGACGGAGAUCCAGAACAUCCAGGUGGGCGCGGGCGACGUGAAGCGCGCGCGGGACAUUCCACUCUACAUGGUGCUGCCGCGCCUCUUCACCUGCCCCACCACCACCACACACAACUUCAAGAUCGAGUUCGAGCUGAACAUAGCGGUGAUCUUCGAGGACGACUACCUGGUGACGGAGAACUUCCCCAUCCUGCUGCUGCGAAGCAGGUAGCCCUGCGGAGCGCGCUGUGAUAGUUAACUUAUUUAA